This is a messenger RNA of Protopolystoma xenopodis, 786 nucleotides long. Lineage: Eukaryota; Metazoa; Platyhelminthes; Monogenea; Polystomatidea; Polystomatidae. The record is from the annotation of a GenBank genome assembly.
AUGACAUAUGUUAUGGCUUUCGAAAAUGACCAAGAAACACAGGACUUCUGUGAACGUUGGGGUUUUCGGAUUCGCUCUGGAUUUUUGUUUUUUGAGAAGCAGCGGCCUCCCCAACUUCCCGAACUUGCCUGGAAAGAGCGAAGGUCACAGAAGAUUAUUGAGAGCAAACGAAUUGGUAUCUCACUUUCGGAACUCUUCAACGGUGGUCCCCUGCCUCUUGAUUCCGCCUUGCCGUGGCCUGUACACAGCUCUUUUGAUGCACAGGGUCGUCUUAUACCAGACAACCUAACUCCCAGUUCGCUUACUUUAUCAAAAUGCGUUUCAUCGUCAUCUCAACCAAAUCCCCCGACAUCUUUGUUUUCAUCAUCAGCGAAUAUUCCUCAAUCUAGCAUCUUCGGACAAAUAUUAAAUUUGGUUCCAGCUACCUCCGGCCAAGAAAGUAUAACUUCGUCAGCCCAUUCAGUCGCCAGUGGUUCUGUUAACUACUCAUUCCCACUUCCCUCCAAUACUUCCCUUGGUUCUAGUGGAUGGUCUAACUGGCUGUUUGGGCACUCACAAAAUUUGCAAGCUGCUUCCAGUGAGCUGUCAAUCAAUCAUGCUGGAUCAACUUUAACCCCGAAUGAGUUGUCUAUUCUUGCAGAGGAUUUAAUUAUUGCUCCUGUAGUCUCACAGAUGACUCAAGCUAUCCUGGAGCGCAUCUUUAUUCAAGAUAUCUGCGCUCGAGCGAUAAUUGAUGAUCUUAUUGAAGAAAUGAUUGAGAAAAAUAUACUCCAGACUCCCGACUAA